Molecule: messenger RNA, 2669 nt
Organism: Ostrinia furnacalis (Asian corn borer)
Lineage: Eukaryota; Metazoa; Arthropoda; Insecta; Lepidoptera; Crambidae
Exons: 2
Coding region: 214-2586 (790 amino acids)
Source: RefSeq, a predicted model, not a curated record
CGUCAAUAACGCCACCAUGACGCUUAGAAUUAAUGACGUUUUGUCAAUUUUGAUAACUUUACAUUGCUUUACAUUUUAGGAGACGUAUUAAUUUAUUUUAUAUGUUUAUAACAUAUUUUAAGCUUUUACAAAUAUACAAAUAAUGAACUCGUGCUAUAUUUGGCAUACCUACUUGUGUUCAAUCAUAACAUACUCAAACACAGCAAAACGAAAAUGAAUGUGAACGUGCAUCGUCUGAGAGUAGUAAGUUUUGAUAAGGCCCUAAGCGAAAAGAGUAGUUUAAUAGAAAAGGCUAAAAAGAAAUUGAAAAGGAAUAAUGAUUAUAAAGUACUGCACAGGACUGUAUCAACACAGAAGACAGGCAAAGUAAAAAAAGAUAGAAACAAACUCAAUCAUGCUACUAACACGGAAAGAAAAGUGAUUAAAAAGAACAAAUACACAGCCUUUACGCCAAUUAAAAAGAUGAGCCUUGCAUCUAUUACUGAACUUUUUAGAGUACGUAAAAAUGUUUCAGGGGAUUUAUUAAAGAGUCUUGCCUCAAUUAGAACUAUCAGUUUGGAUGAUAUAAAGAAAACACUAAUAAAUAAUGUGUAUGGUAAGCGACUGAAGUGUAAACCCAAACAGGGCUAUAAAUAUAAUGUUUCUAAGAAGAUCGGUCCACGAAAACGUGUUGAAAGUCAGGAUGACAUUAAAGUUUUAUAUUCUUUUGAGAGACCUAAGAGUCCUCCUGAUCCAGAUAUAAAUAUUCCGCCAAAAAAUUCUUACAAAAGAAAUAAUAUCCUUCGCAGAUCUUCUUCUGAUCUAUUUGGUAUUGCCAGAGCACGCAGGGAUACAUAUUUAUGUUACCACACAACCAGAAAUACUGGACUCUUCCCUACACCUAAAAGAAGAAAAAAGAGAACAGAAUCUACGCCACACAUUGUUCACCAAGUUUAUCCGUUAAGCAUAACAAAUCGUAAAUCUAAAGAUUUGAGGUUUCAAAGAGAGGCUCUUUCAGAUCAUUACAAUGUUGUCGGUUUCCCUAAGACCAGCAAAGUCAAUGUUGAUGAGCACCGACCGAAACCUCAUAAGUGUGUAGCGAGACAUAGAGAAGUGUCCCCACGUCCGUCCACUGCUAUGUAUGUGACUAUGGAUUGUAAGGGUCACACUAGUAAUGCUAAGCGUACUAGUGCAGCAGUAUUAACGGAGCCCAUAUCAAAAUGCAUGACGUGUAUAAAGAAAAUUACAUCAUGCCAUGAUAGGACACCAGCUAGAAGAUCUAACAUUUGUUGUACUAUCUUUCAAAUCUUAUGCAAUAUAAAAUGUCCUAAAGUAUUGCAAACCACUCUACGGUACUUACUAUUAGUUCUAUCUAUUAUCGCUUGGUCACCAUGCAUUAUAGCAGUGGGAUUUUGUUGGCUUUUAGUUUAUCCUUUGAAGCCAAAUUACGUUUUUGAAGACGAUAAAGAAUUGGAUGAUGACGAAACAUGUUGUAAAAAGAAGAGUGCAUUUACCAAGGUAAUGGACUGGAUUGCCAAAACAUCUCAACGCAUGGCUUCUUCAAUACGUGAAAUACACAGAUUAUUAAUGAACAAAGAAGAAUGUUGCAUCGAAUCCCCGAACAUCGCACAAGCUUCAUCAGCUCCAUGCCAAAUAACGGCAGUACAUAAAAAGAGCCGAACACCAUGGCAACCUUGUCCUGAUAGGAAAUACAUUUUGUAUUUCGACAGCGUAAGAGGUUGGUUAAUGAAACCAGUACGAAAUGAAAUUUGUGAAAAAUGUAAGCGGGCAGAAGUAGUUCAAAAUCUUAGUCUCGACCACCCUCAUGAGUCCCCGUCACGUCCUAAUAGAGCAGUAACUUUUUCGGACACAAUGCACCAAGAUAAAGGCAAUAUUGUAUCCCGUGAAUUUAUACACAAAUGUAAAUGCCCCCCAAAAACCGCUCAUAAAAGUAAUGCUAAUGUAUGUACCCAAACGACAUGUCGUAAAACUGAGAAUCGUCUACCUAAAUGUGGCAUAUGUGUAGAUCCAGAUGAUAUUCUUAUUCAACGUAUAGAUAAAAAACCUGACCCAAAAAAAGGACGUAAGAAAAAAUCUGUUUUUUGUGCUUACAGACCACCUAUUCAUAAAAAGACUAGUAAAAUGCCAAAAGGUAAGUCUCUGAAGUGUCGCAAGUGUAAACCACGUACACGUGCUCCGUUUGCAAGUAUGGGUCCUAGACUUAAUAUGAACCCACGAGGACCUUUUCAGUCAAGAGCAACUGCAUUGUAUAGUAAAGAGGAAGAUGAACCUGAUCGUUCCUUAGGUCAAAGAUUUUGCGACUCUUGUAAAUCCUGUGCACAUAGUUUGAAGGAAGUCGUAACUGAAGCAGACAAGGUGUGGGAUGUCGAAAUGACCUGCAAUAACAUGUAUAUUCAGACUUUGAAGAAACGACCUUGUUUCUGGAUAUAUCACUGCUGUAAAUCUAUGUACCCUGCGUUUUUAGCAUUUCACAAACUUUGUUCAAAUGCUUGUUAUGUCUGCACCUUGUUAUUUGGCAUUUGUGUGUGGUGUCCACUGUUAUUAUGUUGUUAUGGGCUAUCUUGGCUUGUAUGUGGAUGCAAUUAAUUUAAAUACAUAUUUAAAAAAAACUCUUUAUUUUUUUAUACCUACGCCCAUCCGACGUUAAUUAGGCCACAUUUUGAAAUUAU